Messenger RNA from Ectocarpus siliculosus, 6108 nucleotides. The record is from the annotation of a GenBank genome assembly. Lineage: Eukaryota; Phaeophyceae; Ectocarpales; Ectocarpaceae.
AUGGACCAUUACUGCGUGAUCGAGGUUGUUGUGAGUGGGGGCUUUGGCCAGGCCGUUCUCUGCACUAGGAUCGCCGGCAACAAGGCGUGCAUCAUCAAGCAGAUUAACAUACCGAUGCUCUCGCCUGAGGCCCGUCGUGAGGCUCGCAAACAAGCGACUCUGCUCGAACACCUUUCGCACCCGAACAUCGUGGGCUUCUGGGAGAGUUUCUUCCACGGCCCGUCCGAAGGACUGCUUUGCAUUGUCAUGGACUACGCUGACGGAGGGGAUCUCGGUGACUACAUCAAGCAGCGAAAUGGGCGGUUGCUAGACGAGGAGCUGAUCUUUGACUGGUUUGUGCAGAUGACUUCCGCGCUGCGCUACAUCCACGAAAGCAAUUUUCUUCACAGAGACCUCAAGCCGAUGAACGUCUUUCUCACGGGCUCGGGGACGAUUAAACUCGGAGAUUUUGGCAUCGCCAAGGUUCUUGAGUGCACUGCCGACAUGGCCAGCACGAGAUGUGGUACGCCCGUUUACAUGGCCCCUGAGGUGCUGGACGACCAUCCAUUCGGUCACAAGGCCGACAUGUGGAGCUUGGGGUGCGUUCUGUACGAGAUGACCCAACUGCGUCGUCCGUUCGCAUCGGUGGCGAAGAUUCUCCAAACAGACCCGGAACCGAUACCAGCCAGGUACAGCACUGAGCUGCGGAGUCUCGUGGAAGAGCUGCUGCAGAAAGACCCUCAUGCACGCCCAAGCACCGACACAGUCUUACGAAGGCCUUCGAUCUUGUACAAGGCGCAGUUGGCGAGGUUCAAAGCAGCAAGGGCGAGCUCGGAGAAGCAGCUUGCAUCUUUACAAGCAGAGGCGGCGGACGCAAAGGCCAAAGCACAAAGCUGGGAGGUGGACGCGAAGGCGACGGGUGCAAGGGAAAGAAGGGCUGCGGCAGAGAGGGAAGCCGUACUACUUGCGUCAGGGUAUCGCGAAAUCGGAGAAAAAGAUAUCUGCUCUACGGCAGCGAAGAACGGAUAUCUUCAUGUCCUGCAAUGGGCGAGAACCAACGGAUGCCCCUGGAACGAAGACACGUGCUUUCGUGCGGCUGAGGGGGGACAUCUCGAUGUCCUGCAAUGGGCGAGAAGCAACGGAUGCCCCUGGAACGUAGCGACGUGUCAUGGCGCGGCUGAGGGGGGACAUCUUGAAGUCCUGCAAUGGGCGAGAAGCAACGGAUGCCCCUGGAACGAAUGGACGUGCAGCCGCGCGGCUAAGGGGGGACAUCUUGAAGUCCUGCAAUGGGCGAGAAGCAACGGAUGCCCCUGGGGCGAAUGGACGUGCCGUGGCGCGGCUGAAGGGGGACAUCUUGAAGUCCUGCAAUGGGCGAGAAGCAACGAAUGCCCCUGGGACGAACGGACGUGCCGCGGCGCGGCUUCGGGGGGACAUCUUGAUGUCCUGCAAUGGGCGAGAAGCAACGGAUGCCCCUGGAACGAAGACACGUGCUUUCGUGCGGCUGAGGGUGGACAUCUCGAUGUCCUGCAAUGGGCGAGAAACAACGGAUGCCCCUGGAACGUAGCGACGUGCCAUGGCGCGGCUGAGGGGGGGCAUCUUGAAGUACUGCAAUGGGCGAGAAGCAACGGAUGCCCCUGGAACGAAUGGACGUGCGGUUACCCGGCUAAGGGGGGACAUCUUGAAGUCCUGCAAUGGGCGAGAAGCAACGGAUGCCCCUGGGGCGAAUGGACGUGCCGUGGCGCGGCUUCGGGGGGACAUCUUGAAGUCCUGCAAUGGGCGAGAAGCAACGGAUGCCCCUGGAACGAAGGGACUUGCUUUGGCGCGGCUACGGGAGGACAUCUUGAUGUCCUGCAAUGGGCGAGAAACAACGGAUGCCCCUGGGACGAAUGGACGUGCAGUCGCGCGGCUUCGGGGGGACAUCAUGAUGUCCUGCAAUGGGCGAGAAGCAACGGAUGCCCCUGGGACGUAGCGACGUGCUUUCGUGCGGCUGAGGGUGGACAUCUCGAUGUCCUGCAAUGGGCGAGAAGCAACAGAUGCCCCUGGAACGAAACGACGUGCUGUUACGCGGCUGAGGGGAGAGAUCUUGAAGUCCUGCAAUGGGCGAGAAACAACGGAUGCCCCUGGGACAAACGGACGUGCAGUCACCUGGCUGAGGGGGGGCAUCUUGAAGUCCUGCAAUGGGCGAGAAUCAACGGAUGCCCCUGGGAUGAAGACACGUGCCGUGUCGCGGCUGAGGGGGGACAUCUUGAUGUCCUGCAAUGGGCGAGAAGCAACGGAUGCCCCUGGGACGAAGGCACGUGCUUUCGUGCGGCUGAGGGGGGACAUCUUGAUGUCCUGCAAUGGGCGAGAAGCAACGGAUGCCCCUGGAACGAAGGGACGUGCCUUGUCGCGGCUAAGGGGGGACAUCUUGAUGUCCUGCAAUCGGCGACAAGCAAUGGAUGCCCCUGUGACGAAUGGGCGUCCAGUUUCGUGGUGUUGGGGGGACAUCUUGAAGUCCUGCAAUGGGCGAGAAGCAACGGAUGCCCCUGGGACGAACGGACGUGCGGUGACGCGGCUGAGGGUGGACAUCUUGAUGUCCUGCAAUGGGCGAGAAGCAACGGAUGCCCCUGGGACGAAUCGACGUGCCGUGGCGCGGCUCAGAGGGGACAUCUUGAUGUCCUGCAAUGGGCGAUAAUCAACGGAUGCCCCUGGGACGAAGGGACGUGCCUUGCCGCGGCUUCGAGGGGACAUCUUGAAGUCCUGCAAUGGGCGAGAAGCAACGGAUGCCCCUGGGACGAAUGGACGUGCCGUGGCGCGGCUUCUGGGGGACAUCUUGAAGUCUUGCAGUGGGCGAGAAGCAACGGAUGCCCCUCGGACGAAUGGACGUGCAGUGACGCAGCUUCCGGCGGACAUCUUGAUGUCCUGCAAUGGGGGGGACAUCUUGAAGUCCUGCAAUGGGCGAGAAGCAACGGAUGCCCCUGGGGCGAAUGGACGUGCCGUGGCGCGGCUGAGGGGGGACAUCUUGAUGUCCUGCAAUGGGUGAGAAGCAGCGAAUGCCCCUGGAACGAAGACACGUGCUUUGGCGCGGCUUCGGGGGGACAUCUUGAAGUCCUGCAAUGGGCAAGAAGCAACGGAUGCCCCUGGGGCGAAUGGACGUGUCGUGGCGCGGCUUCGGGGGGACAUCUUGAAGUCCUGCAAUGGGCGAGAAGCAACGAAUGCCCCUGGAACGAAUGGACUUGCAGUCGCGCGGCUAAGGGGGGACAUCUUGAAGUCCUGCAAUGGGCUAGAAGCAAGGGAUGCCCCUGGACCGUAGCGACGUGCCAUGGCGCGGCUGAGGGUGGACGUCUUGAAGUCCUGCGAUGGGCGAGAAGCAACGGAUGCCCUUGGAACGAAUGGACGUGCGGUUACCCGGCUAAGGGGGGACAUCUUGAUGUCCUGCAAUGGGCGAGAAGCAACGGAUGCCCCUGGGGCGAAUGGACGUGCCGUGGCGCGGCUGAGGGGGGACAUCUUGAAGUCCUGCAAUGGGCGAGAAGCAGCGGAUGCCCCUGGAACGAAGACACGUGCUUUGGCGCGGCUAAGGGGGGACAUCUUGAUGUCCUGCAAUGGGCGAGAAGCAACGGAUGCCCCUGGGGCGAAUGGACGUGCCGUGGCGCGGCUUCUGGGGGACAUCUUGAAGUCCUGCAAUGGGCGAGAAUCAACGGAUGCCCCUGGAACGAAGGGACUUGCAGCGGCGCGGCUACGGGAGGAUACCUUGAAGUCCUGCAAUGGGCGAGAAACAACGGAUGCCCCUGGGACGAUUGGACGUGCAGUCGCGCCGCUAAAGGCGGACAUCUUGAUGUCCUGCAAUGGGCGAGAAGCAACGGAUGCCCCUGGGACGUAGCGACGUGCUUUCGUGCGGCUGAGGGUGGACAUCUCGAUGUCCUGCAAUGGGCGAGAAGCAACAGAUGCCCCUGGAACGAAACGACGUGCUGUUACGCGGCUGAGGGGGAACAUCUUGAAGUCCUGCAAUGGGCUAGAAACAACGGAUGCCUCUGGGACAAACGGACGUGCAAUCGCCGGGCUGAGGGGGGACAUCUUGACGUCCUGCAAUGGGCGAGAAGCAACGGAUGCCCCUGGAACGAAGACACGUGCCGUGUCGCGGCUUCCGGGGGAUAUCUUGAAGUCCUGCAAUGGGCGAGAAGCAACGGAUGCCCCUGGAACGAAGACACGUGCCGUGUCGCGGCUGAGGGGGGACAUCUUGAAGUCCUACAAUGGGCGAGAAGCAACGGAUGCCCCUGGGACGAAGGCACGUGCUUUCGCGCGGCUGGGGGGGGACAUCUCGAUGUCCUGCAAUGGGCGAGAAGCAACGGAUGCCCCUGGGACGAACGGACGUGCGGUGGCGCGGCUGAGGGUGGACAUCUUGAUGUCCUGCAAUGGGCUAGAAACAAUGGAUGCCCCUGGGACGAAUGGACGUGCCGUGGCGCGGCUGAGAGGGGACACCUUGAUGUCCUGCAAUGGGCGAGAAUCAACGGAUGCCCCUGGGACGAAGGGACGUGCCUUGCCGCGGCUUCGAGGGGACAUCUUGAAGUCCUGCAAUGGGCGAGAAGCAACGGAUGCCCCUGGGACGAAUGGACGUGCCGUGGCGCGGCUUCUGGGGGACAUCUUGAAGUCCUGCAAUGGGCGAGAAGCAACGGAUGCCCCUGGGACGAAGGCACGUGCAGUGACGCGACUUCCGGGGGACAUCUUGAUGUCCUGCAAUGGGCGAGAGGCAACGGAUGCCCCUGGAACGAAUGGGCGUGCGGUUACCCGGCUUCGGGGGGAUAUCUUGAAGUCCUGCGAUGCGCGAGAAGCAACGGAUGCCCCUGGGGCAAAUGGACGUGCCGUGGCGCGGCUGAGGGGGGACAUCUUGAAGUCCUGCAAUGGGCGAGAAGCAGCGGAUGCCCCUGGAACGAAGACACGUGCUUUGGCGCGGCUUCGGGGGGACAUCUUGAAGUCCUGCAAUGGGCGAGAAGCAACGGAUGCCCCUGGGGCGAAUGGACGUGCCGUGGCGCGGCUGAGGGGGGACAUCUUGAUGUCCUGCAAUGGGCGAGAAGCAACGGAUGCCCCUGGGGCGAAUGGACGUGCCGUGGCGCGGCUGAGGGGGGACAUCUUGAUGUCCUGCAAUGGGCGAGAAGCAACGAAUGCCCCUGGAACGAAUGGACUUGCAGCGGCGCGGCUGGGGGGGGACAUCUUGAAGUCCUGCAAUGGGCGAGAAGCAACGGAUGCCCCUGGGACGACUGGACGUGCAGCCGCGCGGCUAAGGGGGGACAUCUUCAUGUCCUGCAAUGGGCGAGAAGCAACGGAUGCCCCUGGGACGUAGCGACUUGCCAUGGCGCGGCUGAGGGGGGACAUCUUCAUGUCCUGCAGUGGGCGAGAAGCAACGGAUGCCCCUGGGACGAAUGGACGUGCAGUCGCGCGCCUAAGGGGGGACAUCUUGAAGUCCUGCAAUGGGCGAGAAACAACGGAUGCCCCUGGGACGAAUUGACCUGCAGUCGCGCGGCUAAGGGGGGACAUCUUGAAGUCCUGCAAUGGGCGAGAAGCAACGGAUGCCCCUGGACCGUAGCGACGUGCCAUGGCGCGGCUGAGGGGGGACAUCUUGAAGUCCUGCAAUGGGCGAGAAGCAGCGGAUGCCCCUGGAACGAAGACACGUGCAGUCGCGCCGCUAAGGGGGGACAUCUUGAAGUCCUGCAAUGGGCGAGAAGCAACGGAUGCCCCUGGGACGGAGCGACGUGCUUUCGUGCGGCUGAGGGUGGACAUCUCGAUGUCCUGCAAUGGGCGAGAAGCAACAGAUGCCCCUGGAACGAAACGACGUGCUGUUACGCGGCUGAGGGGGGACAUCUUGAAGUCCUGCAAUGGGCGAGAAACAACGGAUGCCCCUGGGACGAAUGGACGUGCCGUGGCGCGGCUGAGGGGGGACAUCUUGAAGUCCUGCAAUGGGCGAGAAUCAACGGAUGCCCCUGGGAUGAAGGGACGUGCCUUGCCGCGGCUUCGAGGGGACAUCUUGAAGUCUUGCAAUGGGCGAGAAGUAACGGAUGCCCCUGGGUCGAAGGGACGUGCAGUGACGCGGCUUCCGGGGGACAUCUUGAUGUCCUGCGAUGGGCGAGAAGCAACGGAUGCCCCUGGGAUGAGUGA